Mus musculus (house mouse) is the source of this 7984-nucleotide messenger RNA. RefSeq names its product progestin and adipoQ receptor family member III (gene Paqr3). The record is from RefSeq and is a predicted model, not a curated record. Gene Ontology annotation, biological process: protein localization to Golgi apparatus; positive regulation of cholesterol biosynthetic process; positive regulation of SREBP signaling pathway. Gene Ontology annotation, cellular component: Golgi apparatus; membrane; Golgi membrane. Gene Ontology annotation, molecular function: protein-membrane adaptor activity. Bases 305 to 1177 code for a protein of 290 amino acids. The transcript has 7 exons. NCBI's taxonomy places the organism in Eukaryota, Metazoa, Chordata, Mammalia, Rodentia, Muridae.
GGGGCUCUCCAGCCAGGUAAAGGACGGGGCGGCAGGCGGGUCCUGCUGGUAAAGCCCGAAGGAAGGGCGGGCCGCCAAGGCGAGGGGCGUGGAGAGGGCGGGGCUUUUCGGCGCGCUGACGUCAGACCAGGCUGCGACGCCGGCGGCCGUCCAGAGCUGAAGCGGCGGAGGUGUGUGUAGCGGAGCCGGGCCUGAGCAGACGCGGGCCGAAGCUCCUGGCUCAGCGGCGGCGGCUCCGGGGCGGGGGCGCCAGCGGCAAAGCCCCCUCCCCGGGGAGGCGGGGCCGGGCCGGCGCCUGGGAACCAUGCAUCAGAAGCUGCUGAAGAGUGCGCACUACAUCGAGCUGGGCAGCUACCAAUACUGGCCGGUCCUGGUACCCCGCGGCAUCCGCCUCUACACCUAUGAACAGAUCCCGGUAUCCCUCAAAGACAACCCCUACAUCACCGACGGCUACCGGGCCUACCUUCCUUCCAGACUGUGUAUCAAAAGUUUGUUUAUCCUGUCUAAUGAGACGGUAAACAUCUGGAGUCAUUUGCUGGGUUUCUUUCUCUUCUUCACCCUGGGGAUAUAUGACAUGACAUCCGUGCUGCCUUCCGCCAGCGCAUCCAGAGAAGACUUUGUGAUUUGCUCCAUUUGUCUUUUCUGCUUCCAGGUCUGCAUGCUUUGCUCGGUGGGCUAUCAUCUUUUUUCCUGUCAUCGGUCAGAAAAAACUUGUCGGAGAUGGAUGGCAUUGGAUUAUGCAGGAAUUUCUAUUGGAAUACUGGGCUGCUAUGUCUCAGGAGUAUUUUAUGCAUUUUAUUGCAAUAAUAUCCACCCCAGCUACCUCACACAGCAGUGGCAGAGGCUCCGCCCCAUCAUCUUCUGCUCUGUUUCGGGAUAUGGAGUGAUCCCUACUCUUCACUGGGUUUGGCUCAAUGGAGGAGUCAGUGCUCCUAUUGUACAGGACUUCGCACCCCGAGUAAUUGUGAUGUACGUGAUUGCUCUUCUUGCUUUCCUGUUCUACAUUUCCAAGGUCCCGGAACGGUACUUUCCAGGACAACUGAACUACCUCGGAUCAAGCCACCAGAUCUGGCAUGUCCUUGCAGUAGUGAUGCUGUAUUGGUGGCAUCAGUCCACGGUGUAUGUCAUGCAGUACAGACACAGCAAGCCUUGCCCUGACUAUGUUUCCCACCUGUGACUCCAGGAGUUAUUGCUGAGUCCACCUGAAGUAUCUACUGUUUAGAAGGAAAUGGAGCAGCACCAAAGGGGUCUAGUUCGACCGGUUGGGACUGUUGUGGAGUGACACUUUGCACCACGAGUUCUGUAAAGGGCACGGCACCAAAGUCAUCCAUUCUCAAUGUCUCUGCGCUGUGGAAGGACCCGUGUACUGAAUUCUGUCGCGGCCUCCCAGGCAAAAUGGUGGUGUGAUCAACGCAGAUGUCGCUUAGGCCCUGAUGGGGCUGGUGCCACAAGUCUGGAGGAUGAAAGGGCUUGGCACCGAAUGGGUCCAGCAGACUCUCGUCAGAUGGCAGGACACUGGCCCUGUCUUUGCCAUCAGUCAGCGCGACGCUGAUGUUCUCCUUGGAAUCGGAAAUGGUUAAAAACUCAUUGCUGCUCUGGGAGUCUCUGCGGCCCACCUUCUUGUGUCUGCGGGCCCUCUCGGGCGUGCGGUAGGGGGGCUUCAGCGUCUUCUUUGCGCUGGUAGGGGUGCCGUGAUGGCGCUUCCCAUUGCUUUUGGACACAUCCUGCUUUGUGCGUCUCUGGCGAGAGGAGAGUUUCUGCAAGCUGCGCUGCUUGACUUUCUGCUGCUGCUGACUCCCAGUUAUUUCCUCAAAGGGCACGAGCCCAAAAACAUCCUCCUUGCUUUCACUUUUACUGGCUGACACGGAGAAGGGCUGGAAGGGAGUGGAGCCAAAUAUAUCUACACUUCUGGGCCGUGCAGGCAGAGGCCGGGCAUCUGGCCCCACCGCGGGCCAGUCCUGUACGCUGACCUUCUUGUUGAAGGGUGCCUUUGUGAACACGUCGAAGUCCUCCUGCUCUGGAAAAGCAUGCUGGGACAGGUUCUUCCCAUCCCCUCUGUGCUGCAGGCUCUGCGGAGCAGGCGCUGCAAAGAAGGGAACAGCGCCAAACACAUCGAACUCCUGACUGGGAGUCAGCGCAUCAGCAGGCGAGCGGGCCGGGGUCAGGAGGGCUGUGUCUGGGGCCACGCCAGGUUUGUCCCUGCGCAGGGAGCUCGUGUCUCCUCUCUUGGUCUUUGCCUGUUCACACUCUGAAUCAGAGCUGUGUUUGUCGUCCUCUUCCUCAUCUUCAGAGUCCAUCAGCAGAGGCCUGUGACCCAGGUUCUCCGGCUCAGUGUCGUCAUCAUUAAAGUCCCCGUGUUCUCCCUGUGCGUCUUCAUCCUCUUGUUCUUCUUCACUGCUCUUAGGAGAAGGGGGGUCUGAUUCGAAAUCACUUUCAGAAUCAUCAUGUCCCUUUUGUACUUGACCCCUAAUUACGGGAUUCUCGGAGGUUUUCUUUCCGGCUCGCUGAUCUUUACAUAGUGGACUUGAGCCUCCAUUUUUGGUAAGGUUUGCAGUGAUAGAUUUUUGAUUUGGAGAAUGUUCCGUCGUUUUCUUUUCAGGAGAACCUAAAAGUUCAAAGAGAAAUCAUUACAGUAUUCAAUAUUUCAGUAUCUUCUUAAACUGAACACGUGGCAUGCCAUGUCCGUCCAGGGAGUAGGCACAGUUACUAGUCUCUGGCCAUGUCCUGAAAUGCAGACCGACACACUUGUCUCUCUGGACAUGUGGCACAGACCCUUGGGACAAAGAAACUGCAUCCACAGCACCAUACAGGCCCUCGAUAGGACAAGGGUACUGACGGUCCUCUCCACUCGCCAAGUAAACGUCUUCAUUUCAACCCCGUGUUUGUCCUCUCUUUACUAAUACCCACCUGCCUGCGUGCCCUGUGUGUGCUGUUUCUGCACUUUGCUUUCCAGAAACGGAUGCUUUAAGGUAGUGUGGAUCUCUCCCACACAGACUGAUCAAAGCUAAGGACCAACUCGGGCACAGGCACUAUCAAGGCACUUCAUGAAGUGACUAGCACAUGACUAGCACAUCUUUAAGAUGCCUUAGUUUACCUGAAAAUGUGCUACCUUCCUAGUAUCCUGCCCUACUGAACAGAAUGUUUCCAGAGGUGAGAAUCAAUUUGUAUUGACCCAAACUACAAACACUUACCUCUUCCUCUCCUUAUGACUAAGAUGUUUUGUCAAACAGUUACUGAGGACUGAAGUACAAUAUGUAGUCGUGAAAACUAACUAGCUGAUGGUAGAGGAACUGUUCACGUUCCUCCGACAUGGCCGCUCUGCAAAGUCCACACUGUCAAGUUCUGACAACUCUGUAGCCCACACUCCUCCACCAACACCUCCUUAGACUAGGAAGUUCCCCACAGCCCUGUCCUCAUGUCUCUCCCUCUACAGCCUAGCCAGUUGUAAACUGCAAGCUAUAUGCCUCAGACAGCAGUAGUUCUGGCUGACAUUCAUCUAUUUAGCUGACAUCUUCAUGGGAAAUUCCAGUCUAACGUCUCUUAUGCUUAUUUCCCGAGACUAUGCAUCCUACCAGUACUCGAAGGCAGGAAUUCCUAAGGGUAUCAGCCCCCUUUUAGGAUAUCUUCAUCACCAGGUCCUCUAGAUUACUGCACCUCUAGCUACACAGAUCCUCCAGCCAGCAGACAUCAAGACCAUCUCCUCCUGCGCAUUCAUUCAUCCAUUCAUUCACUCCCUUCUGUACCCCUCACAACGGAACUCGGAACCUCCAUUAUAUGGCUAGCUACCUAUCAGAAAUCUUUUAUUGGCCCUGAGACGUUCCACCCUGUGUGUGGUGUACUGUCCUGUCUUGCCUUCAGCUACAACUCUGAUGUCUUCUAUGGUACUACCUAUUACACGCAUAGCUGAAUUCUUUCUAUGACAGCUCGGGAACUGAGUAGCAACCCAGGUCCUUCAAACUCGCUAUCAGAAUGAGGAACCCAGCAGACAUGAGGGAAUCAAUGAUGCCAUGCUGGCCUAACAUCUCUGCUGCUCUGUAGCAUCACAUCUUACAACUCACCUGAUGGACCCAGCCCACAGGACAGACCUCCAAGACUACCCCUGGACGAUGCCCUGCACACGUGGUACUUGAUGAACUGGUAGAAUCCUUGACUGCAGGCCUGCUCCAGUGUUGUGGCUGGCCAACCAUCCCUACUUAUCAUAUCUCAUCGUCCUUACUCUCUGUUUCCUAGCUCUGUGCACAUGUGUAACCAAAAUGACUGCUCCAAGAGUGGCAACUGGUAUAUAUAGAAAGGGAUAUCAUGACAAUUCAGACACUAUAGGGAGGUACUUUUAGCUCAGAAUUCAGUCACUUGCAUUUUCUUACUACCUUUAACAAACAAAUGUCUGUUUUCAGGAGUUUGCACUCAGUGUCAGUACUCAAAACAUUUCCAAUGUGCUGGAAAACUCACAGGAGGGAAAAUGGGUGCAUAAAUCCAAGCCUACACCUCCAGCAGUCAGUAAAGACCUCCUUAAGGAGAAGGCAGGAUUGAACCAUGAGAAAGAGCCGUACAAAGGACAAGCUUCUAGCUGCUUCAGAUGAAAAGCUCUGGGACCUUGAGAUAGUGAAACUGGGAUAAUGUGGCUGGAACAUGGUCAGGAGGGGGCUGGGCCGCUACACUGCUCAGAACCCAUGUGAAAGGCUACACGUUCACACGGGCUUUGUAGCCUCAGUGCUGGGAAAACAAGGAAUAUCCCCUGGUGCUCCCUGGCAAGCCAGUCUAGCCAACUAUGGAAGUUCUAGGGCAGUGAGAGACUGUAGGGAGAGGUGUGUGUGUGUGUGUGUGUGUGUGUGUGUGUGUGUGGUGGGGGUGGGAGGUGUUCAGAGAGCAAGAGCACGUGCCUUUAGGACUGACACCCUGAGUUUAGUCCCUGGGAUCCUCGUGGUGGGAGAGAGAACUGACUUCCACACGCUGUGCUCUGACCCUCAAAGGUGGGUUCUGACAAAGUGUGCACACACACUCUUACAGUAGCCAAACGCAGGAAUACUUUCUUCAGGUGGAGAGGACUUGGGAAGUGACACCAUGUGGUCCUCAGUGUCCACCGCAGGUGGGAAAACGAGAGACAGGAAAGAACGUGAGAUGUGGCUACUGUUCACAUGGGAGGAAUGAAUUAGGAAGCAAUCAAAGCAUCAUUCUGAGACCCCGAUGCACGUGUGAAGCAGCUGUGAAGUGAUUUAAUAUGAGGCUGAGUUUUAGCUGAAGAACACAGGUCUGGAAGGUAUCACUUUGUAAUACACAGAAAAGGCCACAGCCUUCGGGAUCAUCACCUAAUAAGAUAAAGAAAAGAACGUGCAAAGCUGAGCCCAAGGACAGAGACCCAGGAGUCAGCCAAGGAAGACAAGCUGUGUGCAAGGCAAGCUGGGAAGUAACAGCCACAGCCGAGCAAAACCAGGUGGGCACAGUGGCCAGAAGCAAGACAAGUGCUUCCAGGGGGAGUGGCAGAUACCUGAGCCGCACGGGGCAGCUGUAAGCAAAGGGACAGAAAAUGGCCCUCAGAGCCCAGUCAUCUUGUGCAGUUUAUUGCAAAUCUUGACCUUAGUGAGGCACGAGUGACUGGGAAGGAUACUGCAGACAAUGCAUCAGACUACACUUCACCACACAGGUCAUCUUCUGCCCGGUCCUUCAAAUUAGCUAAAAGCUUCAGUGUUAUUUAUCAUCCCAACAAACCAAAACCCAAUGGACGCAGGUUCACAUUUUCACUGUUCACCCAUACACUGUUCCUCUGACAUAAAAAACAACCAAAAGACAGCAACAAAAAAUUACCUUUGAAGUAAUGCUGGACAGUCAUGGAUUUUUGUUGAAAACAAGACACACAUGGUUCCAGAGGAGUGAGUUACCCUCACUCAAUUUCUUAAGAAGACAUUUAAGCUCUCAUGGAUGGCCAUGCGUACACUAUGCACACUGCCCAGACACCUGGGGGACCAUCCGAUGAUUCAUCCUGGAUCAAGAAUGAAACAGGUCAUGUGGUCUCGGGCAGCUAAACCUAUGAAAGGAUGCACCUGGUGCUCUGCCUUCGUACCAAAGAAUCUAAUUUGAUGAAACCAAGACUGCCCCCACAUUUGCGACUCUCUACCUUUAUGAAGUGUAGCAUGUUAACCUGUAUAAACAGAUUAGAAGGCAAGGACUUGAGUAAAUGCCACCCUGCAGCUCCUCUAGAAACCUCUCUAUCCCCAGGGGCCUUCCAGAUCUCUGACCACAGCAGGACUCAUGGAGAGAUCAUCCAAAGCACCUUUCUGUUCCCAUCACACCCCGAGUCCACUCUUCCCAAGAUGACUGUUCCAUUCCACAAUGGCUCCAUUCUGUCUAGAAGACACCAGCCGCUUUCCACUCUUCCUUCUGACCACCCUUCCUCAGCUACUUAGGAUCAGAUCGACAGAAGCAAACCUUCCUUCAGUGUAAAGAGACACACAGAGCCACUUUCACAACUAACUGUGGACUUACUUCUGUGUGGUUUUCUUGCCAUCUUCAUGGACCCUCUCAAGUGCCAAUGUAACCCACGGUUUCUUGAGAAAGCUUGCUAAGAUGAGGCAUGUGCAUCCUUACCGUCAUUAGAAUAUCUAGGCUGUUUCUCGUUUCCCCACAGUUACAACAGAAAAACCAGGAGCCGUGCGUGUUUUCCUUCAGAGAACAAAAGGGAAAAGCCACCUCUUUCAGACGUUGCUAUCACUCUAAUUCAUGCACUAUUAUUUCCUUCCCACAGACAACUAACAGAGCUAAGAAAAACACCCCUCCAGGAUGACAGCGACUCUACUCUUAAAACAUGAAUGAAAUGGGGCUAAGAACAGAUUUGUACUUCAUUUGCCUUGUUAAGAAAGCACCAAGGGAACACCUGGGGAAUCUGAUGCCCUUGUCUGGCCUCCUUGAAGACUGCAUACAUGUAGUGUGCAGACAUACAUGUAGCCAAAACACCCGUACACCAACAAUAAAAAUAAAUCUUAAAGGGGGAGGGUACCAACAGUGCCUGACACUACAUGAACUCUUCCUCAUCAUCUGCAGCAAGAAGUAGAUUAAUUCACUUCCCCUACCAUACUCAAUCAGCUUCUGUAACGUGUAGGCGCCAUGGGUGAAUCUAAGUGCGAGGGAACACAUGAAGAAGCAAGAACAGAAGAAGCAAUUCUUGGCCAACAAGAAAAAGAAAGUGAAAGGAAAAACAAACAAAACAAAAACAAAACCACAACACUGAUCUACUUGAGAACUGAUCAAAAUCAAGUAUACAAGCAAAUAUAUAUGCACAUACCCAGAGUCAACUUGUAAUCCUGGAAACGACAUCUCUUUAAAUAUACAUGGGGACACAGUGUAACACGUGGGAAAGAAGUGCUUUCAAAAUGAGCAGAAAAGUCACAGCCAACUCCAGAACUGGUUUGUAUAGACAGUGAUUUUACUACAGUCUCUCUCCUUCUUAAAACUAAAGCAACAAUAAAAAGCAUUUAUCAUAUUCCUUUUUAUCCUGUGUUCUCAGACUCCACAGAGACAUUCUUUAAAUGGUUCUCCAUCCCCCCCCAGUGCCUGCUCCUUUGUAAGCUAUUUGAGUCAAAUGCAGUAAUGUGGCCUCUGCAAACACGCCACCAGCAUCCAUGCUACCAAGUCAACACCAGCUCACAGUUAGACCUCUAGCACCAUCUGCUGAGGAGGUGAAGUGCUGGCUGCAAGUUACAGUAAUCCUGGAUGGCUUUCACUGUCUGCAGCAGCCGAGCUAGUCAACCGCCAUUUCAUUACUGUGGAACUACUUAAGAGCUGAAAUAUGUAAAUUAUACAAAAACAAAAUUAGUUCUAGAAUCCUUUGGCUUUGGAGGUACUGUUACCUCCCACAGAUACUCAAAUCCUGACAUUUGUGUGCCUUAUGAAGAAUGGAAUGCAUGUAUAACCUACUACUUCUUCCUGCGUAUCAUCAACCAUCUUUGUAUAGAUGAGUUACAAACUCUAAUACAGCAUCAUGCUACCUCCA